AUGGCCGUGCAGGCGCAUCAUGUCUCCCGUGCUUUCCACCACCACCACGACCUCCACUCCUACAGGGCUCUGGAGGACGGGGCGACGGGUGCCUCUCUGUUCCUGGACGAUCGCGGCGGGUGCGCGCCGGCGAUGGCCGGGAUCGGGAACACGAUGCUGAGCGAAGUCCCCAGAAGCGAUCUCACCUGCAACGACAACAACCACAACUACGCUUUCGUGCCGAGGAAGCGGGCGCGUGUGGCGGCUGCGGCGGCGCCUGGUUUUGUUAGAACGGCUGCGGCUGCGCAAGGGUUUGUGCCCGUGGGCGAUAUGGCGAGCAGGGCGAUGGGUUCCGGCGUCGCGUCAACCAGCGGGGUGAGUGGCAAUGCCACAGCCGUGUCGCAUCUGUACAACCAGGGAAUGGAGAUCGACGCACUCAUGCGAGUCGAGACCGAGCGGAUGCGGGCGGGCUUGGACGAGGCGUGGCGGCGGCACGUCCGGGCGCUGGUGGCGGCGGCCGAGCGUGCCGCAGCGGUGCGGCUGCGAGCCGCGGAGGCUACCCUGGAGCUCGCGCGCUGCCGCAACGCGGAGAUGGAGGAGAAGCUGCGCCAGAUCGGCGCGGAGGGCCAGGCAUGGAUGGGCGUCGCGCAGAGGCACGAGGCCGUCGCCGCCGGGCUACGCGCCACCCUCGAACAGCUCCUCCAAUCCCGUUGCGCCGCCGGGGAGGGCGACGCCGAGGACGUGCAAUCGUGCUGCUUCGAGACCCCCGCGUACGACAACGCCGGCGGAGACGAGGCGGCGUCCGGUGCACCGGCGGCGUGCAGGGCCUGCGGCCAGGGCGGGGCGUGCGUGCUGGUCUUGCCGUGCCGUCACCUGAGCCUGUGCCGCGCGUGCGACGCCAGCGUGGACACGUGUCCCGUGUGCGCGGCCACCAAGAACGCCUCGCUACAUGUCCUGCUCUGCUGA
Molecule: messenger RNA, 945 nt
Organism: Lolium rigidum
Lineage: Eukaryota; Viridiplantae; Streptophyta; Magnoliopsida; Poales; Poaceae
Product: probable BOI-related E3 ubiquitin-protein ligase 3
Exons: 3
Coding region: 1-945 (314 amino acids)
Molecular function (GO): ubiquitin-protein transferase activity
Source: RefSeq, a predicted model, not a curated record